GAAGCCAUGUUGUUUGCCUUUCUCCUCCUGCUGUGGCUGGGCCCUGUGAUUCCAAACCAGAAGGCAGGCAGUUGUUCCCAGCCCCAGCCUCUCUGCUGCCCCGGAGAGGAUUAUGGCUGCAAGAGAGGAAACUGCUAUUGUGAUAAAUUCUGCCGUGUGCUAUCAGACUGCUGCCCAGACCACGGGACCCUCUGCAACUCCAGUGACCUGCAUGCAGGCUCUCUUCCACCCAUGGCUCAGCUGGAUGUUGUAAUCCACAGAGCCUUUCACACUCCCAAGAUGGUGCUACAGAUGGUGCUGAGGACCGAGAGGCCACUUGACUCAGCCAGGAACAAUCAAGAUUUGGUACAAAACGUGGUUCUGCAGCUCCUCCAAGGCCUCUCCAGAAGGCCACUCUCAGUGACUGUGAAGGGAAUCAAGAGGAGAGCCUGAGUCUCUCCAGCCCUCGCCAGCAGGACCCAUGGAACGGAGAUCACCUUUGGUUUGUUGGGGCCAACAUGGCUGGCCCAGCC
Molecule: messenger RNA, 512 nt
Organism: Mus caroli (Ryukyu mouse)
Lineage: Eukaryota; Metazoa; Chordata; Mammalia; Rodentia; Muridae
Source: RefSeq, a predicted model, not a curated record